Messenger RNA from Spirodela intermedia, 1005 nucleotides. NCBI's taxonomy places the organism in Eukaryota, Viridiplantae, Streptophyta, Magnoliopsida, Alismatales, Araceae. The record is from the annotation of a GenBank genome assembly.
AUGUUGGCUUUGAAGCCUCCGUCGAUCUCCUUCGACAAGGUCCUCCCAUGUAAGAAGACCCACCACCGGAGCCCUACGCCCCUCCUCCGAUCACGCAGGACGGCGGUGGCGGCGGCGGCUUCUGGCGGCGGCGCCGCCACCGUGGCGGUGGUGGACUCGCCGACGCGGGUGGAGAUACUGUCGGAGGCGCUACCGUACAUCCAGCAGUUCCGAGGGAAGACGAUCGUCGUCAAGUACGGCGGCGCCGCCAUGAAGUCGCUGGAGCUGCAGGACUCGGUGGUGAAGGACCUCGUCCUGCUCUCCUGCGUGGGGCUCCGCCUGGUCGUCAUCCACGGCGGCGGGCCGGAGAUCAACUCAUGGCUGACCCGGCUCAACAUCCAGCCGCAGUUCCUUAACGGGCUCCGAGUCACGGACGCGGCCACCAUGGAGAUCGUGGAGAUGGUCCUCGUGGGGAAGGUCAACAAGUCCCUCGUCUCCCUCAUCAACCGCGCCGGCGGGACGGCGGUGGGGCUCUCCGGCAAGGACGGCCGCCUACUCGCCCCUCGACCCGCCCCCAACUCGGCCGGGCUGGGUUUCGUCGCGGACGUAGCCCGAGUCGACCCGACCAUCCUCCUCCCCAUCCUCUCCUCGGGCCACAUCCCCGUCAUCGCCUCGGUGGCGGCUGACGAGGCCGGCCAGGGGUACAACAUCAACGCGGACACGGUGGCAGGAGAGAUCGCGGCGGCCGUCGGGGCGGAGAAGCUGAUCCUGCUGACGGAUGUUCCGGGAAUCUUGGAGGACCGGAACGACGUGGCGAGCCUGGUGAAGGAGAUCGACAUAAAGGGGGUGAGGAAGAUGGUGGAAAUGGGGAAGGUGGCGGGGGGGAUGAUCCCCAAGGUUACCUGCUGCGUGAGGUCGCUGGCUCAGGGGGUGAGGACGGCCAGCAUUAUAGACGGCAGGAAGCCGCACUCUCUUCUUCUGGAGCUGCUCACUGGGGACGGCGCCGGCACCAUGAUCACCGGAUGA